UUAUGCUGAAUCUUCUUUAAUACUGAGGGAGCCCAACAACUCUACCGUAAUCAGACCGCUGCUUAUAAUCAGCUAAAUUAGGUAGCAAUCAACAGUGGGCUAUCCAGCACUGAAGGACAGGCAUAUGAGCAUUCUCUUGGCGGAAGAAGAGUCGCAGAACUCAGUCAGGAUUGUUAACGAGUGCACAUGCUGACUAUAACUGCGUUUCGUACCAAAAUGUGGCUACGGAGAGGAGCAAAUCAAUUCACUAAUUGCAUCAACCAUUGUACAACAUUGUCCACUAUGUUCAUAAUUCUCUUUCGAUUUCUUACCAGCCAUGUUACCAAAGUCGAGUGUUUUUCCGAUAGUAUUCCGCUCGGCGAUUGCUCACCGAUGAAAUCUAUCCACGGUGUCCAACCACAACAGGGUCCUCAUCCUUUCGUUACUUACGCUGACAAGUCGAAAAUAAUCAAUAACGGCGAUGUCGUAAAGUUAACGCUCACAAUCAAACAAAGAGCUUUCGGUUCCGAUGUUUCAUUUAAAGGAUAUUUGGUAAUGGCGUUUGACAGCGAGAGCAACUUGACUGACGUCUCCAUUGGAUCCUUUUUUCUACCCAGUGACGGACAAGUGGUCAGCUGCCCGGAUGGACAAUCGUUGAAUAACGCCGUGACGCACCAGUCCAGUGACAAGAAGCAGUUUGUUACCGUUAACUGGACACCUCCGAAAGACUAUGUCGGUUUAGUGAGUUUCCGAACUACGUAUCUUACCAACGGUACCGUAUUUUGGAUUAACACUCAAGCUGCUUAUCUUGUACGUGUUAUCGAUCCGAUAGCUAUUACCCUUCCCCCGUCAACGGAAACACUACCGUUAACGACAUUGUCAUCAACGGACACCAGUUAUUCUGAUAUGGCGACAAGUGAGGGCUAUGAAAGUAUUGCUACCACCACGGAAGAAAUGAUGUUCAAUGUGACAGAAGACGCAUACAAUUCAACCAAUUCCUUUACGACAGAUGAAACAACUACGUACGUCACCACGGGAAUGACCUCUACGACCAAGCCAUCAGGAAGUGGGCCAACCUCCGAGUUCCGGCUUGAUUUCAACGUAUUGUUGGCCAGCUUGGCAUGCUGGGCUGGGCUCCGGUUGCGUGACAAGCAUUUACUACUAAUCGUCGUGUAAAAAAUCAAACCACGUACAUUAUAGCAUUACUUUCAGUCAUGUCAUACGAUAGGCAAACGAAACGUGUGUUAUCUUUCGUAUUUGAAUUCUUAGCAAUGCGGUGCAUUUCAAAUUGGCAUAGCCAAAAUAAUUACUUUUGAUCAUUCUCAAAGUUUUCUUUUUUCUUUUCCCUCAAUAGCAUUGCUGAUGCAACUUGCAAAUCUCUGUCUAAUCAAUUCGUUGCACGAUCUCCUUUUUUGUUGUUACUAAUUAACUUGUACCUAUCGUAACCCCCCCCCCCCAAAAAAAAAACAAAAAAAAAACAGCACCAUAAACUACUCUAAGCCUGCUGAGCUUGCGCCAUAAUGAGUCAAACAGAUAUGGAGAUAAAAUAAAAUACCGUGUGGUAUCCUGUUCCAGUUUGGUCACGCAUAUGAGCUUAAGCGUCGAGGAUGAUGAAAUGACUGAGCUGUUUUUUGAGAUAAGCUCAUUGAGGGUAAGGACUAUAUUCUCACAAAAUGGUGCAGAAUUACAAAAGACUGCAUUAGAAAUAAAACAAAAGGUGCAUUCUUUUCAACUUUAAUGGCCACGAGUUGAAAUCGAAAUUGCGGGUUAAUUCACGGUCGACCAUGAUUAAUCAAAACGAGUCAACCGGAAGGUGAAAACGUGAUUUCAAUCUGCCUUGCUGCGUUGGCUGUCACGCGUAGCUGCCUUUACUUUCUUGUGCAAUAAAACAAGGUCAUUCAAAAGAUUGGUCUUUAAGACAGCGCUGGCACAGAGAAGGCCGCUCAUCAUUGAAGGCACGAAUCCGGAACACAUCACAUCUUGGCCGCAAAGAAACAACCCUGGAUUUAAAAAAUAAUAAUUGAUGGAAAUAGACACGCCAAAUACGGUAAGUUAGCAAUUGAACGGGCGUUGGUGACGACAUGUCACGAGUUUUUUUUUUAAAUCAUCAUUAUACCUUCGAUGCCGGUUUCUGGGCGCAACAAUGAAGCCUGUUUGGGAGAGAAGCGUUCAAUACAAUGUUCCAGGCCAUAAAUGGCACCUUCUUUGGCGUUUAGAUAAUGUUCGUUGGUAAUUGGAGUUCCAACACUGAAAUAAUCAAUAGCACCCUGUGGAAAAAAACAA
Daphnia magna is the source of this 2262-nucleotide messenger RNA. Its product is annotated as ferric-chelate reductase 1. Gene Ontology annotation, molecular function: oxidoreductase activity, acting on metal ions. The transcript is spliced from 7 exons. The record is from RefSeq and is a predicted model, not a curated record. NCBI's taxonomy places the organism in Eukaryota, Metazoa, Arthropoda, Branchiopoda, Diplostraca, Daphniidae. Bases 187 to 1155 code for a protein of 322 amino acids.